Molecule: messenger RNA, 255 nt
Organism: Dissoconium aciculare CBS 342.82
Lineage: Eukaryota; Fungi; Ascomycota; Dothideomycetes; Mycosphaerellales; Dissoconiaceae
Exons: 1
Biological process (GO): mitochondrial translation
Cellular component (GO): mitochondrial large ribosomal subunit
Molecular function (GO): structural constituent of ribosome
Source: RefSeq, a predicted model, not a curated record
AUACAACAAGUCCGACAUGCGACCCUGAUCAAGCGACCGAAACGGCCGUACACCUUCACACAACUCAUCACCCUCAGCGAUGGUUCCACCUUCACACACCGGACGACAUCGCCGCAGGCGGUCUACCUCACAGUCAAAGACACAAAGAAUAGUCCGCUAUGGAACCCUUCAUCACAGAAACUUUUGAACGUGGAGGAAGACGACGCUGGUCGAUUAAGGAAGUUCCGAGAGCGAUUCGGAAGAGGGUUUGACGCG